Messenger RNA from Phytophthora infestans T30-4, 1704 nucleotides. RefSeq names its product sulfatase-like protein. Lineage: Eukaryota; Oomycota; Peronosporomycetes; Peronosporales; Peronosporaceae. The transcript has 3 exons. The record is from RefSeq and is a predicted model, not a curated record. Bases 1 to 1704 code for a protein of 567 amino acids.
AUGUACGGAAGUUCCACGGAUUACACAGUGGUGGUCAAGAUAUCAGCGUUAAGUCUUGGAUUCCUCGAGGAUUUCGUGUGCACGACGUACUUCGCGACUGCGCUUUGGACGUUCGAUACUCUCAAGCAAGUGGCGUUAGAGCGCUUAAAAACAACUAGCGGGAUGCCGUUGGAGAUUGUUGGGGAGAUUGCUAAUUUCACGGUCUCGUGGCUGCUGUUUAUAGCAAUGAUGGCGCCUUUCAUAGCUGAUAUGGUGCUGGUGGUAUACCGCGACAUGCGAUUCUCGUUCAGUCUCCUCGCUACGUUGAUCAGAGAGAGGGAACAUCUCAAAGACGCUCCGAUAUCCAGUGACGAAGUCCAAGCAGCCUACGUGACUGCAGCCUCAACUACUCGGUUUCAACUGGUACGCGUUGCUGUCGUCAUCCUGAGCCUUGUGGUGUUACCUGCGAUUGCUGUGGUAGCCCGGAGCGCUUGCUCGCCGCUCGUGGCGUACACAGCGUUAAACGUGACACUGAACGAGUUGCUUCUCCACAUGUUCGAACCUGCCCCCAUGGAGGUUAAACUUGCAAACCUAAUCGGGGAUGGACCGUGGGUAGAGAAGUUCAUCGACAAGGCCGAAGAUCACGAGCGCUUUGGAGAUGAUACACUGUACCGACGCACCACAGGCUUCAAAGGAGAGCUAGCCUUUAACGUCACAAUUGACAACGACAAUCCGCCAAAUGUUUUAAUCAUUGGAGUGGAAUCUUUCCGGUACCGAGACUCGCGGUACCUCGUGGGAGAGGAAGACCCGUCAAACUUGUUCAAAGGCACAAAUUUGACAAUAACGCCGAAUUUCGACCGAUGGGCGAGGCGAGGCGUCGCCAUGCGCAAUAUUUGGUCCAGUAUCCCGACCAGUCGGUCUCUGGAAAGUCUGUUAUUUGCGCAAGUUCCUUACCACAGCAACACACAGAGUGGGAUCACAGGAGGAAGAAAUGAGACGAAGCUUUCAGGACUGCCCCAACUUUUCUCUCAAAAAGGCUAUGAAACAUUUUUCACCACGGGAUCGUCAAUAAAGCUGGAUGCGUGGAAUGUUUUUUUGCCUACACAUGGCUACGACAAUGUGUGGAACGACAAGGUGAUGAAGUGGAUGGCGGAGGAGAAGUUCAAUAUCAGUCGCGAUGACUGGAGAGGCAGUGAACACCGAGGGCUCGGCUGGGGUGUCCAUGAUGACGUCAGUUUUCGACUUGUAGGCGACUUGCUACUGAACAAACUGAAGCAGCAAAGAAAAAGAAUGGCGCGUGGGGAGCCAAAGAAGCCCAUGUUUGUCACGCACUACACAAUUUCGAGUCACGAACCUUAUAAAUCAUGGCCCAAAUGGUACCAAAAGUCUGCAAAGCCCGACUUUUCAGCCAUGUACGAAGGCGAGGAACACGCAGACAGGAUCGAAAGGUACAUGAAAGUAAGGUAUUUUACCGAUAUGGAGCUUGGCAAGUUCAUGGAUCGUAUGCAGAAAGGAGGGUUCCUCAAUGACACUAUCGUGGUCAUUGUAGGCGACCACGGCCAAGCGCCCGAAAUCGACAAUUACCACUUACAUGAGGAAUCUGUGACGCGUGUACCAGCCGCGAUCAUUGCCGAAGGUCGACUGGGAGACGCUGUGGGUCUCGUGAUCGACGACGCAGCAGAGCAGAUUCCAGCAGAAUGGCAUUGGACGCUCACUCAAGCGUAA